UGCUGCACCGCAGCACCGGCAAGUUCCACUACAAGAAGGAAGGCACCUACUCUAUCGGCACCGUGGGCACCCAGGACGUGGACUGUGACUUCAUCGACUUUGCCUACGUCCGCGUCUCCUCCGAGGAGCUCGACCGGGCCCUCCGCAAGGCCGUCGGGGAGUUCAAGGACGCGCUGCGCAACUCAGGCAGCGACGGGAUGGGGCAGAUCUCCCUGGAGUUCUACCAGAAGAAGAAGUCACGUUGGCCCUUCUCGGACGAAUGCAUCCCCUGGGAGCUGUGGACCAUCAAGGUGAACGUGGUGAACUUGGCUAACGAGCAGGAGCGGCAGAUCUGCCGGGAGAAGGUGGGCGAGAAGCUCUGUGAGAAGAUCAUCAACAUCGUGGAGGUGAUGAACCGCCACGAGUACCUGCCCAAGAUGCCCACCCAGUCGGAGGUGGACAACGUCUUCGACACCAGCCUGAAGGACGUGCAGCCCUACCUGUACAAGAUCUCCUACCAGAUCACGGACUCCCUGGGCACCUCAGUCACCACCACCAUGCGCCGGCUCAUCAAGGACACGCUGGCUUUGUAGGGCCGGGUGCCACCGAGGCAGGUUCACCCCACGUGGUGGCACCUCUCCAGCACAGCCCCUGGCUCUUUGGGACAGCGUCUCUGCUUGGAUCCUUCCUCUCCAUCCCCAAAAAGCCUCUGCGGGGAGCUGGACUCGGCCUGGCCCUUAAUUGGGGGUUGCUGCUGGUUUGGUUUGCACCGUGAGGCACUCGCCCAUCCCGGAGAACCGGCUCGGUGGCUCCCAGUUUGGCUGAGGGGUGGUGAGUCCUCGGGGC
This is a messenger RNA of Fulmarus glacialis (Northern fulmar), 825 nucleotides long. It is a transcript of the gene ATG101, whose product is annotated as autophagy related 101. The transcript has 2 exons. Gene Ontology annotation, biological process: autophagy; autophagosome assembly. Bases 198 to 572 code for a protein of 124 amino acids. The record is from RefSeq and is a predicted model, not a curated record. NCBI's taxonomy places the organism in Eukaryota, Metazoa, Chordata, Aves, Procellariiformes, Procellariidae. Gene Ontology annotation, cellular component: phagophore assembly site.